AUGCCAAAGAGAACGCACAUAACCCACUGGAUCCCCGAAAUGGUCGAGGUGGAGUACAACCAGCGCUGUAGCCAGGGAGAUAGAGUGCUGUAUGUGUCUUGCAAGUGUGGACGGGUGGAGACGCGCCCAGCUCUACGCAGGACUCUGGAUCCAGACACGGCUCAUCCCAGACUCAUCCUGUCUGAGGAUCGGAAACAUGUGAGAUUCGGAGACACUUGGCAGGAUCUGCCCGACAACCCUGAGAGAUUUGAUCUUUGUGUCUGUGUCCUGGGCGCUGAGCGGUUUACAGGAGGGAGGCGUUACUGGGAGGUGGAGGUGGGAGACAAGACUGAGUGGACGCUGGGGGUUUGCAGGGAAUCUGUGAACAGGAAGGGGAAGAUUAUAUGGACACCUGAGGAUGGAUACUGGGCCGUGUGGCUGAGGGAUGGGGGAUACAAGGCCCUCACCUCCCCACCGACCUCCCUCCGCGUGAGCGUCAGGCCCAGCCAGGUGGGGAUUUUCCUGGACUAUGAGGCGGGCGAGGUCUCGUUUUACAAUGUGACUGACAGGUCCCAUCUCUUCACUUUCACUGGCACCUUCUCUGAGAUGCUUCGUCCUUAUAUCAAUCCUGGUGUCGGUUCUGGGGGUACAAACACGGCUCCCCUGAUCAUCUCCCCGGUCCCAGCUCAGUUGGAGGCCGUGAACUUCAAAGGAAAGUUUGAAAGCUCGAAGCCUCUGGUAAUUGGCUGA
Messenger RNA from Mauremys mutica (yellowpond turtle), 729 nucleotides. Its product is annotated as E3 ubiquitin-protein ligase TRIM39-like. NCBI's taxonomy places the organism in Eukaryota, Metazoa, Chordata, Testudines, Geoemydidae. Gene Ontology annotation, molecular function: protein binding. The transcript is spliced from 5 exons. Bases 1 to 729 code for a protein of 242 amino acids. The record is from RefSeq and is a predicted model, not a curated record.